Haliotis rufescens (red abalone) is the source of this 4683-nucleotide messenger RNA. RefSeq lists its product as uncharacterized. The record is from RefSeq and is a predicted model, not a curated record. NCBI's taxonomy places the organism in Eukaryota, Metazoa, Mollusca, Gastropoda, Lepetellida, Haliotidae. The transcript has 16 exons. The annotation marks the transcript as partial.
GCCACUACGCCUUACAUAGCUUAUAUCAACAACGGCAGCGCUCAGACUUUGGUUGGCUACGCGGCAGUCUAUACCCUCAUCAUCAAAACUGCCCCCACCGACAGUGCACACUACACCAUCAACGUCACCACCGCCGACGACAAGCUCAGCAUUUGCACCGUCCGCAUCAUCGGCAAGGGUUACAACGUGCCCUGUGUCAAGGACGACGUCAAAAGUGUGUUGACCAAGGACUCAACAACGGGUCCUAAUACGAAAGGAUCGCUGGAUUUAGGCAUCAUAUCCAAUGUCGGCACCACGCCACUGAUCUCCUCCCCGUUGUUUGACGACAACACCGUCAUGGUAGAAGUGGUUGUUCAGUUGUCUAAAAACGCCGCUGAUGCCGGAAACCACAACGUUGAUAUCUUGACCACGUAUGGAACGCAGACAAAUACACAGACAGUUACCGUUGUGGCAACAACGAGCUCCGCUGGCAUCAACACGACUGUCAACAACGCUUCAACCAUCUCCAUUGGGGUCCUCCCGAUCACCAGCACCGACAACUCCAGUGACAUCAACAAAGGACAGGCCAAGAGAAUAUUCCUGGACAUCUUUCUCCCUCUAUCAGUGACCCAGGAACUGACCGCUAAGGUUAUGGCACCCCUCGCUCUAAAGGACGUCCUUCAGGUCCGCUACAUGGGAUUGUUGGAAAAGGGAGAAAACAUGCCCUGUCUUGAUCACUCGCAGACCACCGCUGAUUAUAUCAACAGAACCCUGGGUACGAGCAGUGAUUUCGCCAUAGCGUCGCUGUCCUUAGGCUACGUGUGCAACGUCGGCGUCAACAAGGUGGACACCGUGGCAAACAGGAUCCGCUUGGAGGCUGUAAUCCGGGUCCUGAAGAACGCCACAAUCAACGUCGGCGACAAGAUCAUGCUCAGUGGCAGCCUCAACACAAACGACCAGCAGAUCUCCAUCGUGCAACAUGAACUCACCGUCAUCGACAGCUUCACAGACAUCCUGCCGGAAAACAUGACUCUGUUGAACGAUACGGCAAUCCAAGUGAACGUGACGGAAGAUCCAAUCUACAUGAAGAUCAACGAGGAGAGGACAAUCCCCAUCCAGCUUAUCAUCCCGCCGUAUGUUACCACCAUUGUCAAGUUCGACGUCGAUUUUCCUGUAAACGACUCUGCCGUCAUGACUUACAAGAGUCUCAAGGUCACCGGAAGUGGCAUCAAUCUAGCCGGAUAUGGUUACUCUGAUGAACUGACGAUCACCGAGAAAUCUACUUACAACACGUCGCAGAUAAAUAAAAUCUACGUUGAUAUGGGCAUCGUAACUAACACGGGUUCGACUCAUCGCAUUGACAAUCAGCAAUAUGACGAUGACGUCAUCAGCCUCGAACUGACUCUCGUUAUGGCUGACUCGGCUCUAAACACGAAUAAUUCCGAUCACUGGAUCAGCCUGGGUGUGAAGAUAGGGAUAUACAUUGUUAUCCUGGAACACAAGGUGGUGACAAUGAGAGACGGGACUGAGAAACCAUGCAUUGAGUUCACCGGAGAAGUGGAUAAUUCUGGCUCUACCACUACUCAAGUUGUCAUCAACGGCCUGUUGCGACACUCCAAUGAGUCGACUGCAGAGAGCAUCAACAUGACGGCGUUACUACUGUUCCCCCCGUUCCUGCAGUUCAACUCCCUCACCAAUGUCAACGACAGCAGAAUCGACUGCGUCGAGACACACGACGAUUACAUGAUGAAACUUGAGUGCGGGUCCUUCUACUUCUCCGACGUCCUCGCCUUCACCGCCACGCUACAGCAACAUCCCACCUACAAGGUGCCCACCACUGUCCAGGGUCUAGACACCGUCAUCACACUAGCCACGGCGGCCAAGACGCACCUGCGCCAGGUCAGCACCUACGGCAACCAAGUGGACUUCUCCUGCAACAUGAACUACGUCAACCACACCGUGACUGUAGUACAGAAAACUGUCACCGCCUGUGCCGUGACAUCUCUGCUGACUGGAAGCGGCAUCCUUGACGGCCGCAUCUCCGGUUCACCUGACCACUACACCGGGGGUGAACCCGUCAACGGGCGCAUUGGUGGAACAGGCUUCUCUCCCUUUGUACGCACCGGCACUCUGAAGGAACAGCGAUACUUCCAAGUGUACCUCGGCAACAAGGCGUCCGUUCAGAAAAUCAAAGUUGAGGCGGGAAGCGGGGCCGGCUUCGGGUCAGUAGUCACCAAGAUCAAACCCGCCUUCAGCAAUGACGGCUACGCAUGGAUUGAAGGCGCCGAGAUCGCUGUCGCAGCAGUGCCGUCCGAGGUGGUGGUGGGAGACUCCGUGGAGUCCCGUUAUAUCAGAAUCUACAUCCUCGAUGACAGCGACUCCACGAAAAAGUUGGGCGUGACCUUCGACCUUAUGGGCUGUCUUACAACCAACGACGUCGCAUCCACUGACCCGAGCAAAGGCGUCUAUGAAACGAUCAUCAGCAACACAGAAUGGCACAGGAGCGGCUUCCUACACGACGGCAGCAACCUCUUCGUGUGCGACGCCGCUGUCGAUGACGGACUGAAGCAGGCUUGCUACAAAACGGCCGACGGAGACACAUGGAAACGCUUGGAUGAACGUCUCGGCUGUAUGAUCGGACACGACCCCAACAAAGGGGAAGUCUACGCUCUCGGCAACGACGGCGUGACGUACAUGAGCAGCGAUGAUAACGGCGACUCGUGGGCUUCUAUCCGCCAAGAGAAGUUCGACACUGCUAAAGCUGAAGCCACGUUCAAGGCACCUAAGAAAGUGAAGUGGGAGGAGAACGCCGCCCUGCAAGCUGCCAAUCCCGACGCUUCCUUCACCGACGGGGUCUGGGGAGCUACGGCUCAAGGUAUCCACAAAAAUAAUGGCGGCGGGUGGGAUGUGAAAUUCAACUGGGCCAGCUGCUGCGGGAAAUAAAUCUGUAUUGUUCGUAUCAACAAAGACAUUGUGAUGGUGAUUGACAAGUUGUUAUCCAUAUGUAUAGUUAUUGACAAGCUGUUAUGAACACGUGUAUUUUACACCCGGAAGUAACAGGAACAGGAGAAGGGUUGAAGAUGUUGACAUUUAAGAUUAUUUGACGGUUAUAUGAUUGUUUUGUGAUUGUUAAAAACUUGGGAUAUUGUCACCUCUUGCACAUUUUCCUUCUUAUCUGAGCACAAACAAGUACACGUUGGCCGUCGCAUCUAUGCAGUGAUCAAAUAAUGAAAUCCUUAAAUUUUCAUUUUUUUACUAAGUAAGACCAAUUUCUUGUAUUAUUUUAACAUCAUUUGAUUGUUUUAUUACAAAGAUAAUCUUUUCUUUUCUAAAAUAGCACAAAAUCAACCAUUUCUUGAUUUACUUUAUUGGUGUCUCUUGGCUUGUUGAAAAAUAAACAUAAUGUCUAACUUAUUGAAAAUAACAUUUUUAUUAUGCAGCCCUUAGAUUUUUGGGAAUAUUCACGUCAAAUCAACCUUGGCAAAAAUAUAUUAAAUCUUUUCGCUUGGCAAAGCAAGAAAGCAAAUGUGGUUAAAACUGCUUUACAAAGACUGCUGCUGACAACCGUAAAACGAUGACAACCUGUACUGUGUAUAUUUUGAUACGAAACUAUUUUUCAUAUUUUCUUUUACACAUAACAUAAGAUAUAACAAGAUUUUAAACAGUUGUCAUUGUGUGCGGGUACAAUCCCAAUUUUCACAUACACGAACUCCAUUUAUAUUUCCUAAUUAUUUAGUCUGUCCGUUUUCCGUUCGACAGUAUUGUUAAAGAAGCCCGAUUGAAAUGAUUCAGAUUGCUAAAUAGAUUGGUGUUUAGAAAACUACCCUACAGUGUAGUCUUUGUAUUUGAAACAACGAUUAUAUCUGUUGUCAAAACAAAGGUCCUUUCCUCUCGUGACCCGCUGUCUUGUGUAUUAAAUCCCUUAAAUAUGUUUCCUAAGAAACAUUUUUUUGCACUCCCCACAAAAACCAUUCAAGAACGUUAGAUAAUUUCACUCGGGUUUGGGUUUUUAUUUUUUCACAUUUACCGUGACCCAAUAAAAAUAUUUUCAAUCUCUGCACGCUUGUGCAUGACUCACACAAGGGUAUUAUUUACUUGGAGUAUUUUACGGUAUUCUGCAAAUUUACAUUUGCAUAAUCUGCUGGUUAACUGACUGUGAUUUCUUAACCGUCCUAUUCUCCCACCGUCCAUAUUUCAUCUUUAUUUGUUAUUAAUAUCAUGAUGUUUAUGCCAAAGUGUUUUAAAAAAAUGUUUCAUACCUGUGGGAAAAGGGAUAAUUAUUACCGUAAACCGUCCAUUGAAGUUGUACAGUACUUAUAUUUGUUGUGGUAAACACACUGUGUUCACUGUCCGCACAAUGCUAUACAACCAACUUCUGUCCUUGACUUAUAAGCAUGUAAAUACCGUUCUUGUAUUAUCUCACUCGCAAUACAUCAGAAUACAAUUUAGCUCAAUUUACAGAAUUCAAAAUUGUGAAGCAUAAUUUAAGUUUAAUUUAAUUAAUGAACACAUUAGUAGUAGCUACGGUAGUUUGUGUUUGGUGUAUAUAUGAACAUAAAAAAAAUCUUAAAUGUUUUAUUCAUAAUGAUAAAUGCUUAUUAAAAGUUAAUUUAAAAAAUGAAUAUUGAACAGUUGGAAUCUAUUGUAUAAUAUUUAACUGCAUGGACACCAGAUGGUUUAUAUAUUAAAGUUAAUUCUGUUACA